This is a messenger RNA of Triticum turgidum subsp. durum (durum wheat), 2193 nucleotides long. The record is from the annotation of a GenBank genome assembly. NCBI's taxonomy places the organism in Eukaryota, Viridiplantae, Streptophyta, Magnoliopsida, Poales, Poaceae.
AUGGCGCCACCUCCACUCCCCCUCUUCUCCCCGUCCGCGAAGCAGCCGCCGCCGCCGCCGCCGUGGCUCCACGGCCCGAAACCCCCCGCCACAGUGACCCCUCCACAGCCUUCAGAGGCCCCUUCGAGUUCGAAGCCGCAGCGGCAAAGAGAAACCGGCUCCUCCGCCAACCCCCUCAGCGCCGGCGUCCCCGGCGGCCGCACCCGCCGCGCCAUGCUCGGGAUCAUCCGCCGGGUCCGCUCCCUGGAGCUCUCCGACCCGCCUAGCCCGAGGCCCAGACCCAGCACCCGCGGCGCCGUCCCCUUGUUCGACCUCCCGGCCGAGGAAUGCCGGGGAGGGGAGGCGGGGGGUGGCGGGAAUGGGAGGCCGGUCCCAUGGUCCGCGGCGCGGGACGAGGGCCUCAAGGCCGCGCUGCGGCGGCAGAAGAAGGCGCGGGAGCCCACCCCCGCGGAGCGGCUGCUGGACCCCGCCGAGCUGGAGCGGCUGCGGCGGGCGGCGCGCGGGGUGGCGGACGGGUGGGUGCGGGCCAAGAAGGCCGGGGUGACGGACGCGGUGGUGGAGGACGUGCGCGGGGUCUGGGCCGGCGGCCGGGAGCUCGCCGCCGUCCGGGUCGUCGAGCCGCUCCGCCGGUGCAUGGACAGAGCGAGGGAGAUCCUUGAGAUAAAGUCAGGAGGUUUAGUUGUUUGGACAAAAGGAGACGUUCAUUUUGUUUACAGAGCAAGUAAUUAUCUAGAAAACACAAAACAUCGUCACAAGUCCAUAGCUGAUAUUCAGAGAGUUCCCCCUGAAGAAUGUACUGUGCCUGAGCCCCAAUGGAAACACGAAAGCAACACCGAGCCUUCAAAAAAUCAUAAUGGUGAUGCUCAUGGUGUUUUCCGAGAGAUUGAUCCAAGCCUUGGUGUUCACGCAUAUGAAGAACCUGUCGAAGGAACACUCUAUGAGAGAGAAGUCAACAGACUGUUGGACAGCUUGGGCCCUCGGUUUGUAGAUUGGUGGUGGAACACGCCAUUGCCUGUGGAUGCUGAUCUCCUUCCAGAAGUUGUUCCAGGCUUCAAAACUCCAUUUAGACAGUGCCCUCCUGGUGUGAGACUGACACUAGCAGAUGAGGAGCUGACAUACCUGCGCAAGCUUGCACGUCCUUUGCCAACACAUUUUGCUCUAGGUAGAAAUACAAGACUACAAGGUUUGGCAGCUGCUGUGCUAAAGCUUUGGGAAAAGAGCCUUAUAGUGAAGAUUGCAGUGAAAGUGGGCAUCCAGAAUACCAAUAAUGAGCAAAUGGCAUGGAAUCUUAAGCAUCUUACUGGAGGAACUAUCAUAUUGAGAAACAAAGAUUUCAUUAUUCUAUAUAGAGGCAAGGAUUUUCUUCCUGGUGGAGUUAAACGAUCUGUUAUUGAGCAAGAGGCUCGGGUAGAUGCCCAGCAGGUGAAGGAAGAAGAAGCCCGAUUAACAGUGAUGGACUCACUUCAGAUGUUCGCUGGUUUACCAUCUGAGGAAAGUUCUGUAGGAUCUUUCAGGGAAUAUCAGGAUUUCCAGCUUAACCAUGUGCAGGAAACAACUGAAAACAACAUGGCCUUGAUAGAACUAGAGGCCGAGAAGCAUAGACUGGAGAAAGAGUUGAAAGACCAGCAAUGGAGACUUUUCAUUCUUACAAAAAAAAUUGAGAGAUCCAACCAAGCGCUUGCGAAGCUUCAUGGUUCUUGGAACCCUUCAGAGCAAUCUGCAGAUAAAGAACUCUUGACAGAGGAGGAAAGAAUGAUAUUCCGAAAGAUUGGCCUAAAAAUGGAUGAGCAUGUGCUCCUUGGAAGACGUGGUAUCUUUGACGGUGUAAUUGAAGAGAUUCAUCAACACUGGAAACAUAAAGAGAUUGUGAAAGUAAUUACUAAGCAGAAUCAAGCUUACCAAAUAACGUACACAUCAAUGCUGCUUGAGGUUGAGACAGGAGGAAUGCUAAUAGCAACACAAAAGCUCACAAAUAGCCAUGCCAUAAUACUUUACCGUGGAAAGAAUUACCGCCGCCCAACAAAAUCAUCACCCAGUAAUCUCCUGACAAAGAGAGAGGCAUUACGAAGAUCAGUUGAGGUUCAACGAACAGGGUCAAUGAAACACUACGUUUGGGAGAGACAAAAAUCUAUUGAGGAUUUGCAAUGGAGACUGGCAAAUGUGAUAAGGAAAAUCAGGGAACUAUCCGUAUGA